UAUUUUAAUUUAUGUGCUUAAUGAGUACCUUUUUUGGCAAUUAGAUUGAUUUUUGGUUUGAUUGAAUGCAAACUUUUAAUUUUCUACCUAUCUGUUAAACUGUUACAAAUUUAUAUAUAUGGCAUAAUUCGAUAGAAUUCUGAUGAUUAUAAAAGCAAUUGUUUACUUGGAAUACAUUCGAUGGAAUAUAAAAGUGUGUAUAAAUAUACAUCUAAAAAUUUAGUGGUUCUGACAAAAUGAUAUAUUCCAAGAUUUUUACUCUUUGGUUUUUGUUCUUUAUUAUUCUUGGAGCAUUAGCCAGUAAUGGUAAUAUGGUUUUGAAAGAAUUGGGAGAAAAGGAAUAUUCCUUAAUAAAAGCAAAGUCAUCAUUGUCACAACAUGGAAAAUGUUGGCAUGCUGCGCUCCAAGCAUUGGAAAGCAGCUGCGACAAAUUAAAUGAUUAUGAGCAUUCUGUUCUUGCUUUGCGCUUAGCAAAUUGUUUCUUGGAAGAUUCUGGUCACAUGACCUAUGAGUGUCACCUUAGUCAAUCAGAAAAUGAGCGUCGCAAAUGCAUUAAUGGCAUGGCAGACAGAGCGUUUAAUGUUUACAAUGAAUUUUAUACUCAUGCAACUCAUAUUUGUUUCUUUUUGAAUCAUGAAGCUUGGCAAAGUGAGGUUGAUGAUACCAUUAAAUUAUUAUUUCAAGUAUCUUCCCGAAUGAAGGAUCAACUUUUAGAAGCAUCAGAAAUGCAGGGUAUAAUAUUGAACAGCCAGAAAGAAGGCUUGCGUAUUCAAAACAAGCUUUUAGAUCAUGGCAAAGAACUUGGGACUGUAUUAAAAACUUCAUCUGAGACAGUGAACAAUAUGGUGUUGGAUUUCAAAGAAUCAGCUAAAGAUCAGAAGGAAUUGCUUUAUGAGAUCUUCUCUUACAUACGCACUUUUCAAAGCUGGAUUAUCGGAGAAGUGUCUUGGUUCCAAUCCAUCAUAUUUUAUACUGUCAGCUGUAUUAUCUGUGCAUUAUUCAGUUCUUCUAAAAGAACUGUUGAUGCAAGAAUUGCGCUGUUUACUAUUUUAAGUUUAAACAUAGUAGCUGAAAGAGUAUUAGUUAAAUAUUAUGACAAUAUUAUACAUCAGUCUCCAGAAGAUAAGGAACAACUAUUAAAUACAACAUGGUUGUACAGAAAAGCAGCUUUAGUACUUUGUGCCAUAACGUUAUUUUGUACAUAUUAUUAUUAUAGAGAUGAACAAUUGGAAAAUAAUAAAACUUUACAGAGAAUCGAGCACCAGCUUGAUGUCAUACAGAAAAUCACAACCAUCUCCAAAAAUAUUGAACCAAUUCAGACGUCAACAGAAGAGAGCCUGCAGUAUAUCAGGCAAUCCUUAAAAUCGGAAGAAAUGGAUCAUUUAGAGGGAACUCAUUUCGACAUUCUUAUUCCACAUGUGUUUGUCACUCUUGGCGCAUCCGGUGAUCUGGCUAAGAAGAAGAUCUAUCCAACUCUCUGGUGGCUCUUCCGAGACAAUCUCUUGCCGAAACCCACCGCCUUUGUCGGCUACGCCAGAAGCAAAUUGACGGUGGAACAAUUGCGUGAAAAGUGCAAUCCGUACAUGAAAGUAAACCCGGACGAGACGGAGAAGUAUGAAGAGUUUUGGAAGCUGAACCAUUAUGUCACUGGCACGUACAGCUCGCAGAAGGAUUUCGAGCUGUUGAAUCGCGAAUUACAAAAGUAUGAACAAGGACACACCGCGCACAGGCUAUUUUAUUUGGCACUACCACCGAGUGUGUUCGAAAGCGUGACUGUACACAUUCGAAGCGUCUGCAUGGGGAAGAAAGGCUGGACGAGAAUAAUCAUCGAAAAGCCAUUUGGUCAUGAUUCCGCCUCGUCGCAGAAGCUCUCCGAUCAUUUGGCCUCGCUGUUCAGCGAAGAGCAACUCUAUCGCAUCGAUCACUAUCUCGGCAAGGAGAUGGUGCAGAAUUUGAUGACUCUCAGAUUCGGGAACAGAAUAUUCAAUCCUACAUGGAACAGGGAUAAUAUAGCUUCGGUGCAGAUUACUUUCAAGGAGCCGUUCGGUACUCAGGGUAGGGGCGGCUACUUUGACGAAUUCGGCAUGAUCAGGGACGUAAUGCAGAAUCACCUACUGCAAAUCCUGUCCCUGGUAGCUAUGGAGAAACCCGCGUCCUGCCAUCCGGACGACAUCAGGAACGAGAAAGUGAAGGUUCUAAGAUGCAUCAAGGAAUUGCAACUUGAUCAAGUUGUUCUUGGCCAGUAUGUCGGUGAUCCGAACGCUGACGAUGCGGAAGCGCGCUUGAGCUACUUGGACGAUCCCACGGUGCCACCUGGAUCUAACACGCCGACGUUUGCUUUGGCGGUGCUGAAGAUAAACAAUGAGAGAUGGGACGGGGUUCCGUUCAUCCUUAGAUGUGGAAAGGCUUUAAACGAGCGAAAAGCAGAAGUUAGAGUACAGUACCAGGAUGUGCCGGGUGAUAUUUUCGACGGGAAGGCGAAGAGGAAUGAAUUAGUGAUAAGAGUGCAGCCGGGCGAAGCAUUGUACAUUAAAAUGAUGACGAAGUCACCUGGCAUCACGUUUGACAUGGAAGAAACUGAAUUGGAUCUAACUUAUGGCAAUAGAUACAAAGAUUUAAAAUUGCCGGACGCUUAUGAGAGAUUAAUCUUAGAUGUUUUCUGCGGUUCGCAAAUGCAUUUUGUGCGGAAUGACGAAUUGCACGAGGCGUGGCGAAUAUUUACACCCUUGCUGCAUCGAAUUGAAAAGGAGAAUGUUCAGCCACUUCCAUACAAAUAUGGAUCCAGAGGGCCGAAAGAAGCUGACGAUUUGGCGAAACAAAACAACUUCGCUUACUACGGUUCGUACAAAUGGAUAAAACCGUGAUGGCUACUGUGAUAUAAGAAUUAUAUCGCUUGAGGUACAAAUCCUAAGAAAUCCACAAAGGUUUAAAUAUGCACAAUUUUUGAUUAUCACAUUCCCAAAAUUUUGACAAAUUUUGUAUACUGUUGUAUACAAACUAUUUUUAUAAUUCUUUUAUAUACGACAUAUACUUAUCGUUAGAACGUAACUGAUGUUAUCGGCUAGUUUUUCGUAGACUUUUCGGACAUUGUCGUUCAAAAAAACUGUCUGAGACAAGUUUUUAGCGUGCUAGGAAUUCGAAAAGUUGCGGAACGAUUCUUCACUUUUUUCAGGAAUUUUUUAUAGGUGUUUUUGUCAUUCUUUUUACUCGAACAAAUAGAAUAUUUUGUAUCCGCCGUCCCACAGUCGAUGUUCUUCUGUUCAGUGUUUAACGAAUUAAAGAGGUUUUUUUAUCGAUAACUAAUGUAGAUUUUUUGUUGAUGGCAUAACAUGUCAGGUUUUGCGAUAUCUGGAUACUUUUUAUCAUUUUCUAAGCUAUUCUGGGAUUUUCUAGGACUUACGAAUUAUCAAUUUUUUUCUUAUAUAUUAUUCAUAAAUUUUUAUUUAAAUCUUUAUCGUGGCGAGCACAAGGACGAUAAAUGCGUAUAGACUGCAUUUUCGUACGCUGAUAAGACGAUGUGUGUCAAGAACGGAUAAUCAUGAAAUACUUGCCGCGAAGAACAGUGAAAUGUCAAAGAACAGCACUGUCUUCUGUAUAUUUGUAUAUCUUUUUUUAUCUCGUCUACAACGUUUAUUAUGUCCGAUUUGAAUCGCGAUCUCGAUUCAGGGACAUAAUUCGUCUUUUAUCCAACAUUAAGCUCAAUAUCUUAAGAUUCAUACAAAGAAAUGAAUGUCAGAUCUUCCUAUUUGGAUCAGUUUUAUUAAACCUUGACAAUCGAAACAUGGUGCCAAUCGCGACAUAUUGUACAAGUGUCUUUGAUAGCAUAAAUUAUUCAGCGCUAGAGAUCUGUGUGAGAUUAUUCGAUUAUGUGAUUAUAAAUAAACAAGAGAAAAUUGAA
Molecule: messenger RNA, 3898 nt
Organism: Linepithema humile (Argentine ant)
Lineage: Eukaryota; Metazoa; Arthropoda; Insecta; Hymenoptera; Formicidae
Source: RefSeq, a predicted model, not a curated record